ACAACAUGAAUUCACACAACAGCCUCAGCGCCGCCGCGGACGAGCGAAAAGCGCGUCUCGCAAAGCUCAAAAACCUCAAAAGAAAACAGCCCACCGACGAGGUCGCCACUCCAGAAGGCGAACGGGAUGCAUCGCAGCCAGAAGAGCCCGACGUUGCGACGAUACAUCUCUCUGGCCGAAACUACGAUCCGGAGACAAGGGGUCCCAAGCUCGGAUUCGACGCCCCGCCAACUCUCGCCCUAGAGAAAUCUACAUUGGAGGAGCAGGCCGCAGAGGUGGAAGCCGAAAUCAGGGAACAGGCUGCUAAAGAGGCAGAAGACGACAAGGGCCUGGAUCUAUUCAAGUUGCAGCCCAAGAAGCCGAAUUGGGACCUGAAACGCAAUCUGGACCAAAAGAUGGAACUGCUGAACACGCGGACGGAUACCGCAAUCGCAAAAUUGGUCAGAGACAGAGUAGUGGGUGCUCAGAAAGCAGCCCAGAAGACUGCGGGCGUCGACAGCGGAAAUCUAGAUGGAGACGCUGCUGGGGUCGACGGCAUCGCUCUCGUCGAGGGACUCAGGGUUCGCGAGCAAGAAGAGCAGGAGGAAGAACAGAGAGAACGCGAGGAAGAAGAGUCGAUGGGUUUAUAAAGGAUACCAAAAUGGAAAGAAAGAAUUGGAGGUACUGUAUGUAAUUACUUAUGUUUAUUCCUGCUAUGGCAUGGGCUGGAGUUUUUUUUUGUUUUGAGGCAUUACGGCUGUUAUAUACUCCUGGACAACAAAUCAAGAUACCCUACUAUCUUCCUCCCAUGUUCAUAGACUGGGUUAACGCUAACCGCUUGCUGAAGGGGCUCAGACUUCGCUCUCGAGGCGCGUCUCUAGGAGGCAUUCUCCCUUGUCCCGGAUGACCACCGCCACGACGUCCGCCACGCGGUCGGUUGUCAUCAUCUCGCCUUCUAUAUGGCCGGUUAUCUCGCUGCGGUGACCUGGAUCGCGAGUUUGAAUCA
This is a messenger RNA of Trichoderma atroviride IMI 206040, 985 nucleotides long. RefSeq lists its product as uncharacterized. The record is from RefSeq and is a predicted model, not a curated record. NCBI's taxonomy places the organism in Eukaryota, Fungi, Ascomycota, Sordariomycetes, Hypocreales, Hypocreaceae. Gene Ontology annotation, cellular component: U2-type spliceosomal complex; post-mRNA release spliceosomal complex.